Wasmannia auropunctata (little fire ant) is the source of this 6961-nucleotide messenger RNA. RefSeq names its product fasciclin-2 (gene Fas2). Gene Ontology annotation, biological process: homophilic cell-cell adhesion; axon guidance; dendrite self-avoidance. NCBI's taxonomy places the organism in Eukaryota, Metazoa, Arthropoda, Insecta, Hymenoptera, Formicidae. Gene Ontology annotation, molecular function: cell-cell adhesion mediator activity. Gene Ontology annotation, cellular component: plasma membrane; axon. The coding region runs from base 285 to 2978 and encodes 897 amino acids. The record is from RefSeq and is a predicted model, not a curated record. The transcript has 11 exons.
CGAGAUAGGCUAGCGCGACGUAGCGACGUUCCAUCGUAGUCGAUCGAAGAGUCGCCUGGAUCGCUCGAAUGCGUCGCGCCGCUUGAUCCCCCCGCGUCGAUCGGAUCGGUGAGUUUCGGGAAAGUCGCGCGCGGUCGCGGUGUGGUGUCAGUGUGAACGGUAAAAUACGGCAGCGAGAGAAAUAAGGAGAGAAAGAGAACGGAAUAGAACGGAAAGAAACGGUGUGGUGUGAGGACUGUCUUCCUGCCGGUGGAGAGUGAAGAUAGGCAGCGAUCAACGUCGCGAUGGCAGCCCGUCGUGAGCAGCGUUCCACCUGCGUGGCGAUCGCCGUUCUGCUGCUGCAGCUAACAGCUUACACGAACGCAAUAGAACCGUACUUGGACAUUUUGCCGCGCGGCGAGAAGCAGUCGAAGCCGGUCGGAUCUAGCAUCAUCCUUACGUGCAAACCAAAGGUAGACAAUCCGGCGCUUGUCAGUCAGAUGGAAUGGCUCGACCCGGAGAACCGCGUGAUCGAGACUCGCAAAAACUCCGUCUUGCCGAUCAAUUCUAGAAUCGACAGAACGAAGAGCACGACGCCGCCCAUGUACACCGAAUUGCAUCAGGAUGGUAGUCUGUCUCUGUUCUUUAAUUCCCUUGUGGAGCAUCAGCAAGGGAACUACACGUGUAAAGGGACUUACGCGCUUAAUGUGCCAUUAAGCAAGUCCGUGACGAUUGAUACUAUUAUUGGAAUCACAUGGAAGAAUGCACCACAAAAUCAGUAUCCGAUUCUCGGGGAAGACUUUGAUGUUCAGUGUCAAGUACACGCUAGGCCGCCGCCUUCGAUCGAUUGGCUCGACAACAACGGAGAUCUGAUCAGUACGAAUGAUCACUACAUCAUAGAUACGUACUCCUUGAAGAUCAAGAAUGUCCAAGAGUCCGAUGACGGCGUGUACACAUGUCGCGCAUCGGUCCCAACCACGGGAGAAUUGCAAGAGCGACCUAUCCGCGUUGAGGUGCACAUACGACCCGUGAUCGAAGAGAUCUUGAGUCCAGUCGACAUCGUCGAAGGCGAAAACGCGAACAUUGCGUGCAAAGCAAGCGGCAAACCGCCACCAAUGUUCACGUGGGUUAAGUCUUUAACUCAACAGAAUCUAUCUAUCACCGACCGCUUCGGCGUCGAUCCGGUCACGGGUAUGCUCACCAUCACAAAUGUGAAUCGCGAGGACGUGGGCGAAUAUCAGUGCAGCGCGGCGAACGCCGCCGGCAUCGCUACUGCCACCAUCCAGGUGAACGUGAUUAUCAAGCCGAAAAUCAUGGAGUUCUUGAACAAGACCGUGGUGGAGGGUAAAAACGUGGAUAUCAAAUGCAAGGCCUUCGGCCGACCACCACCCGAGGUGACCUUCAGGAAAUUCACCCACGACAAGCCAUACGUGAUGGGCGCUCAGCCGCAGGACGACCGGAUCGUCGUGAGGAACGACGCGGAUGACGUGUCCGGCGAGACCGUCGGCACUCUGUCGAUCCAUGACGCUCUCACCGACAACGACGGCCUGUACGAAUGCGUGACGAAAAAUACCGGCGGCGUCGCCUACAAGAACGGCCAUCUGACCGUGGAGUUCCCGCCCUCCUUCCGCCACAUGAAGAACGAGACGGAAUGGUCCUGGGAACAGCGACCAGUCAAUCUCACCUGCAUCGCCGAGAGCAUACCGAACGCGACGAUACGCUGGACCGUACAUGGAGAUCAGGAUCCUCUCAUUUACUACCCCAAUAUGUUUAAGCAGUUCGGAAACGGACCGAAUUCCACCCUCCGAGUAACACCGAUCGACCAGAGAUUUUAUACCACUUAUAAGUGCAUCGCCAUGAAUACUCACGGCACGCGGGAGCAUUUGAUCGAUUUGAGGGAAGCGACGAAACCUGGCGAACUCUUGAGCGUCAAGAUGGCCGAGGUCACUGCCACGACGAUAACAUUCGAUCUAAUACCACCUACGCAUCCGGAUUUGCCUAUCACCUCUCUCACCGUGCAGUACAAAGAGGAGUAUGACGUCUGGCAGCACGCGAAAAACAAAACGUGGUCUGUCGGUACCAUGUACGCCAUCGAUGGCUUGAAACCGCAGACGCCUUACGAUUUCCGAUUCGCGGCGAGGAACCAGGUCGGUCUGGGUAACUGGGGUAACUUCUACCGCGAGAUCACGCCGGGAAGAACGGUGCCGAAAGAGCCGAGAAUCCUGACCACGCCAGGCAACGAAUACGAGAUCUCUCGAUUCUCUCAACAGUACGAGCUCAGCUGGGUGACGCCGCUCGACAAUGGCCAACCCAUAGACAUGUACCUGAUCAAGUACUGCCAGAUAAGACGUGUCCUCGGCGAUUGGGAGACGUUGGGGAGCACCUGCCAAUCGAUAGAGGUCAAUGGCAGGACGACGAGACAGUACCUUAAGGAACUGAGAUACGAUACCUUCUACGCGGUUGAGCUGCAGGCUCACAACAUGUUGGGCUACAGCAAACCUGGAUACAUGAAAUUUAAGACGGCUAGAGGUGUAGAUACCAGCGUGCUGCAGCAUCAAGGCCCGUUGUUAUCGAGCGGAGCCAUAAUCGGCAUUGUCCUCGCGACGAUAUUCAUCAUCUUUACCAUCAUCGAUGCCACCUGCUGCUGCGUGCGCAAGACAGGAAUUAUCAACUACGUGCGCGAACGAUCUCGGCGGAAACCAGUCGACGAGGAGGACACGAAACUCGGCAGUCUUUACGGUUGGCGGUUUCCAUUGCCGUAUUGCGACCAAAAAAUGGCCAAUGUCGCCGGGGUCACGGCCAUCCCAGACUCGGGUAGUGGAAAAAAUACCAUUAGAUUGGUCAAACACACAGCCAUAGACGAGAAGGAGCCACUGAAGGAGGAGAAGAAGAUCACGCCGAUCAUCGACUCCGGACUGCGCCGGGAGACCUCCAUCACCUUCGACGGCAAGAGGUCCGUCUCCAAGACCGGCUUCGUCGGCAAGGACUCGGCCGUCUAGAUAUUCUUCCGGCGUACUAGAUUGUAAAAAUCAUUCCGGAAACGCAGCGCGGUUUCCGGCUGAAGUGUUCUCGAAAAAAAAAAAAAAGAAACCCAAGAAAAUGAAAAAGCAAGAAACGAAAAGAUGGACGCGCAGAGCGGGGAUCAUCGUUCGUACGUUCACGAGCUCGUUCGCUUGGAGGACGAGAGAUCUUAGCGAUUCGGCUUCCGCUGGGAAAUUUUUUCCGGAUGAGGUAGAGCCUCGCCCGCGAGUUCCUCUCGCGCCGUUCAGCGCCGAGUCUCUCUGCCCGAGCCUCCGUUUUUCGUUUCGCCGUCAAAACGUUGCGCGGUUUCACGGUCGCGCACCGACCCGCCUUUCCUCCCUCUCGAAAAACCUCUUACCUCGUGUACCGCGAUACACUUGCCGCCUACACUUCCUCGUAGAAGCCCCUGGAAGCGCUCCCUACCCGUCGGUGAACUUAUCCUUCGCUUAUUACUUUGCCACGAGGUUCUCGCUGCACGUCUGAUUUCGCGUGUAAGGUAAGCUAAACCGCUCAAGAGAGGCGCAAACUUUGAAAACCUGACAUAUCCUCCGCUGCACUUUUAGCUGUGAAACACGUUAAGAUACGAUUAAAGUGAAAAAAAAAAAGGGAAAAUAAAACAAUUUGAUCGCAGUAUUUUGCUAGCGCUUUGACCGUAGCAAGAUCGCUCGAAAAUAACAUAAAAGAGGAUUCGAGGUAGUUUUUGUCGACGAAUAUGUCACGUUUGGAAGGUUUGUUACCUUGAGCAUAAAAGCAAGUCUUUAACUCUUUUGUCCCGUCAGUGUAUACUCGCCGAAGCAUGCGAAGGAGCACGGAUAAUCGAUAGCUUACGAAAACGAGAAGUACGGAAGUAAGCGAAGCUUACUCACGGUAGUUGCUCUUAGGAGGAAAUUAUACGGAUAUAAUUGUAACGUAUAAUGCAAGGAAACGAGGAGUACAGGUAUAGAGAUCGCUCGUGCGAACAGAAGAAGAAGGAGCUGGCAAGAAGAAUGUACAAAAAUUCGUCGUGCAAUUGGUAGAGGUCGACUGAUCGAUUUAGAUGAACGCUUCGAGGCACCUUUUAGAUUAUCACAGUCUAGUACGCUGGGUAGUAGUAUCGCGUCCUUUGUCGCGCGCGGCUUCAAGAAGGCCGCUCGGAAAGUCGUACUCUGUUGCGCGUGAAGAAGAAAAAGAAAAGAAAAAACUUUGUGUUCGAAAAGAAUAUUGCAUUUUUAAAAAAAGUACAAUUGCGUGAAAAUGCAACGCUCGUAUUCUUCAUUGUUACAUCCAGGCAACUUCAAUUCGUCAUUACGAAAAGAUUCUUUUUAAUCUUUUUAACAUUGAAUAUUCGAUUAGGAAAAGAUUCUAAGAUUUUAAGAUUCUUUGGAAAUCUUUCAACAAGACAUAUCUUAAUUCCGGUAAUGAAAGAAUUGAGGUAUUUUUGGACAAGAUGAAAAUGGAGAGCAAAAUUUAUCGUCGUUCUAGUCUUUGACUCAGAGAUGAAAUGUUUUUUUUUAUUUAUUUAUUUAUCAACUGUUACGUUUACUUUCAAUGUAUUGAUUUUGCAAUUAUUUUAGUGCGAUAAAAUUUUAUUUUAGUUUUGAUUCAAUUUAAUUGCGACACUGAAUCGCCCGUCUCCAGUGUUCGUAUAAAAAAAAAACAAAAUCGCACCUUGUAAAAGUCAUGUAAACGGGCCGCUCUCUAUUUUCAGAAUGUUUAGGAAUGUGAGUGUUGCUUUUAUACUCCGCCAACAGAGAAAACUCUCUCUUCUAAACGAAGGUGCGCGAUUUUGCGGCAACCUUCGAAAUUGUACAUACACCUUGAACAAUCUAUAUAACGUCUCUCUCUUCCCUCUCACGCUCAUACCUCAUUCUUCUUCCACGUCUUUCGAUUAGGCGCGACUCUCGUCAAUCGAGAGACGUAAACGGUAGAUAGCUUUCACGUACAUACGCGAUAUGUAUUCGCGACACGCUUUUAUUCUCGUAAAUUCCCGACUCCGUGAUCGUAACGUUCAAUCAGUUUGUCAUUGUUCUUUUUAAAUCCGAGAAGACUGACUUCUUUCAUAUUGUCAAAUCAACGGAAAACCAACGUUCAGGUAGCUGAAAGCCAACUAUCGAAAUGCAUCUUUUUCAUCAUUUAAGUCGCCGAUCGCGCAUUGUGUUGUUCCCAAUGCGCGCGUGUGUUCUCUGUUGAGUCUUACGAUCAUGCGUGUGACCAUUUAUAGUUAUGAGUGAAUUACUACUUAAAAUCUCGCAUAUCCUUGUAGCGAGCUCUCGUUCGUUCUUCGUACAUUUAUAUAAUCAUAACCACCCUUGUAUAUUUAUACCUUUACUUCAUAUUACCUCGAGUGAGAUAAGCUCUCAAUUAACUUUAUUUUUUUUUUUAAUCGUGAUAGUGUAACGUAUGUGUUUAACGUUACAGUUACCUCGUGAGACGAGUAAGAGCAGCUCAUCUUUUUUUUUAUUACCUUUUUUUAUGUUUUAUUACAUUUCUAAAAAAUUCUUCCUUUUCUAAGGAUAAAAAAAAACUUCGUUCUUUAGAAGUUGGAGAAGACAAGAUGAAGAUAGGCUCUUGCGACACUGUAUUUGUAUUGACAUUGCAGAAGUCACUAUGAUUACGGUGAUCAAUUGCGGUUGUUCAUACGGUGAUAAAGAAAACGUAGGAAGUAAACACUCUACUCGCAGCAUAGAGCGGAUAUUAGGCGGGACGAAUUAUAAUAAAUUUCUGACGAAAUUUCAACGUGUCAUCUUGACGCUAAGUCUCUCCGAAUACGUAUAUGUAUAGGGUAAUCAAAAGCAAACGGAAUUUGCCGUGGCGAGUGUUCAAGUCCCUUGCAGAUUCACACUUGCCAUUCGGAUUUUAUGAUCCGCGAGAGAGAGUGUGUGUGUGCGCGCGUGCAUGACAUCCAGAAAGCUGCCAUAUAAUUAAUAUAUCCGAUUAUAGCGAGUAAAAGGAAACGUACCGCUCUUGUCCUAAUGUCUAAGAUGGCUUUUGCAGAAAGAAACGCAGUUUAAAAUGUGAUAAGUUUUUUGUAAAUGCUUGUAAACGUUUUCUCCCUUAAUUGUAAGACGUAUUCGAGGAUAAAUCCUUAGGGAAGUUUUGGUAGGUUCUAGAGAAACCAUGCACACGAGAGUCGCGGAAUGCGUGUGCUCGCGGAAACUCGAGCUAUGGGCGGUUCACAUCCGACGAGGAAUAACGUGUUGUAACAACAUUUACUGUGUGGACAGGUGCGAUGAUAAAUUCAGAUAAUUCGAAAAUGUUUUUGCUCUAGCGCGCAGAUUCCAGAAAGAUUUUACGAACAUCGAUUUAGCUGUGAAUGCAAUUCGAGCAACCGACCUCCUUCGUCUCUCCUUUCUCGAAAAUAAGCGAAUUAUCGUUGAAAUUAAAUUUUGAAUUAACUACGGCCGGUCGUUAAUUUUGCAAAGCGAAGAUUUCUAUGUAGAACCGUAGAGAGGGAAAGAACAAGAAUGUAGAAAAUCCUAGAAGCGAGAACGUUCGGAUACUAUAUCAUUGCACCUGUUGAUACGUCGAAAGCCGGCGACGCUUCCUCGUGUUCGCGAACACGCCUUCCGUGCAGAUAGCUUUUUUACGUACAGAGAGAAUUUGCCAAAUACCAUAGUACUUAUUAGUACGUAAGUCAAUGAAUACAUAUAAAUAAAUAUAUAUAUAUUAUACAAAAAAAAGAUAUAUAUGUACAUGGAAAAUAAACGAGUCGCGGGACAUUCACGGAUGUCGCGCGGCGACUUCGCAUCGGCGAGCGAGACGCGUCAUCGUUUCUAGCACCUCCAGCUAUUUUGUAUCCGUUGCCAAAAGCCUGUAAAUCCUUAACAAGUAGCUUCCCACAAAAAAAAAGUAUUAGUGCGCAUCUUCCGAUCUGGAGAUAAUUACGAGUAUUAAAGUUCCGUAGAUGUAAGGCGUAUUUUUUAUGUAAUGCUUUUUCUGUACGCGACAAGAAAUCGUGCUCUCGAAUAAAAGUGAAAAAACG